Molecule: messenger RNA, 804 nt
Organism: Zingiber officinale
Lineage: Eukaryota; Viridiplantae; Streptophyta; Magnoliopsida; Zingiberales; Zingiberaceae
Product: F-box/kelch-repeat protein At2g44130-like
Exons: 1
Coding region: 1-804 (267 amino acids)
Biological process (GO): negative regulation of cytokinin-activated signaling pathway; regulation of phenylpropanoid metabolic process
Molecular function (GO): protein binding
Source: RefSeq, a predicted model, not a curated record
AUGGAGACCGAGCUAAUUCCAGGGUUGUCGGACGAUGUCGCUCUGCAGUGCCUCCUCCGCCUCCCCUUCUACUCCAUCUCUGUUGCUCGGGGCGUCUGCAGGCGGUGGAAGCGCGAACUCUCAGCGUCAUCGUCCUUCUAUCGCCUCCGCAAAGCUGCCGGCCUCGCUCGUCCCAUCUUCAUUGUGCUCUUUUUGAAAAUGCCUUCGAUAUUCUAUUACAGGUGGCGUCUAGCCUUUUACGAGCCAGCCACGGGCGCCUGGGGGAUCCGACCGUUGACAGACGACGACAACCUCCGCGGGAGGCAGCACUGCCGUCAUGUUGUGGUUGUCGGGCGAGAACUGGUGCUGGUCGGCGGGUGGGACGAGUUGCGCUGGUAUGACACUACCGAAGUCAACAUCUACGAUCUAGUCACCGGCGACUGGCGUCCCGGGGCUCCGAUUCCGCGCCCCUUAAACUAUAACAACUGCGUUGCCGUCGGGCCACAAAACGUGUUCGUAUCCGGCUGGAAGGACGAUCCAUCGUCGACACUAGUUUACGACAUGGCAACUGACACGUGGAUGGAGUACCACGUGGCGACCCAGGGGCCGUUCUGGUGCCCGUGGCCGGGGUUCAGGUCGGCCGCCGACGUCGCUGCCCAUGAGGAGAAAAUGAGGUACGAAUGCCAGGAGAGAGAUGAUCAGGACGAGAAAGUGGAGGUGCUCACAUGGUGUGAUGGUGACAAAGCGAACUUGUGGCGGAGCUUGGGACUGUCGCCGGACGACUUGACUAAUUACCGCCGACACUUCUUUGUCUUCCAAUUCUAA